CCGACAUACGGUGGAAUCACUCGGUCAUGGACAGGAUAUACUUCACUGUGAACGGAGUCAAGUGUUACGUGGGAUGCGAGGUCAGCUCUCAUGUGACAUUACUGGACUACUUGAGAGAUUACCUGGAGUUGCGCGGUACUAAGUACAUGUGCAGAGAAGGUGGCUGUGGCGCAUGCAUAGUGUCUGUAGUCAAAACACCUGGUGCCGCGCCGACCUCCGUUAACGCUUGCUUGGUAUCGAUAACUUCUUGCUACAACUGGGACAUCACUACCAUAGAAAAGAUUGGGAACCGGCAUGACGGCUACCACCCUAUACAGAAGACCCUCGCGGAAUACAAUGGUAGUCAAUGUGGGUAUUGUUCUCCAGGAUGGGUUAUGGCUUUAUACAGCCUUCUGCAAAGUAAAAACAACCUUACCAUGUUCGAAAUUGAACAGUCAUUUGGCAGUAACGUUUGUCGUUGCACUGGAUACAGACCCAUUUUGGAUGCCUUCAAAAAAUUUGCAAAAGAUGCCCCGAAACGUAUCAAUUUGGAAGAUAUAGAAGACAUGCCCAAAUGUAAAAAGAACGGAUCGCCAUGUACUAAAAAAUGUACCGAUGAAGACGAUUGGUGCGUUAUUACAAAAGAGGAUUAUCCAAACAUAUUGGAAAUUGAUUUAAAGGACGGGAAAUGUUGGUUCAGAGUUUCAACGAUUCGUGAUAUAUUUGAAGUAUUUAAAAGAAGAGGAGUUGAAUCGUACAUGCUUGUUGCUGGGAAUACAGCAAAGGGAGCUUAUCCCAUAGACGACUACCCUUCAACAUUGAUUGACAUAAGCGGAGUAUCGGAAUUAAAAGGCUGGCAGAAGGACCAGAACUUAGUAGUGAACGCAGGGACAACACUGAGUGAGCUGUUGGACAUAUUCCAAGCCGCCAGCACAGAUGACGAUUUUACUUACAUGAGUGCAUUUUAUGAUCAUCUCCGAUUGGUUGCUCAUAUUCCUGUAAGAAAUAUUGGCACUAUCGCUGGAAAUCUCAUGAUAAAGCAUAAACAUAACGAAUUUCCUUCAGACCUUUUUCUUCUUUUUGAAACUGUCGGUGCCCAAUUGACGAUAUGUCCACGACGGGGAUUCAAAAAAACUGUGACAAUGCAGGAUUUCUUAAAAACAGACAUGAAGGGAAGCGUCAUUCUCAAUGUUCUGUUACCUCCGUUAAACAAAGAAUAUAGAGUAAAGACAUACAAAAUAAUGCCCAGAGCUCAAAACGCCCAUGCAAUAGUUAAUGCUGGUUUCCUCUACCGCAUCAGACCUUCAGACAACAUUCUGAGGCAGUGCAGAAUAGUCUACAGUGGACUUCAAUCUCCAUACACUAGGGCGACCCUCACCGAAAAGUACCUGUUUGGAAAAAAGAUUUUUACCAAUGAAACUCUCCAAGCAGCAUUGAACAUUUUAUCCCAUGAACUGGUCGCGGUAGAAAACCCACCGGAGCCUAGCCCAGCUUAUAGGAAACAGCUGGCUUUGGGGCUGUUUUAUAAGAGCCUACUUGCACUUUGCCCCGAGUCGAUUCUGAACCCUCUCUACAAAUCAGGGGCAACCAAAAUACACGAAACGAGACCAGUUUCUGAUGGCCGGCAGAUCUUUGACACCAACCCGUCUCUGUGGCCUCUCACCAAGCCCUUGCAGAAAGUAGAAGCUUUGAUUCAAUGCGCAGGCGAAGCACCAUAUACGGAGGAUUUGCCUGCAUUCCCACAUGAGGUGUUUGCCUCAUUUGUACUCUCUACAGAGGGUUCUGGAACUAUUAUUAACAUAGAUCCUUCAAGGGCUUUGAGUGAGCCAGGAGUAAUAGCGUUUUAUUCAGCUAAAGAUAUCCCAGGAUUGAAUUCUUUUACACCAGCCGACAGUGUCCUUUACUCCUCCAACGAAGAAGUGUUAUGUAGCGGCGCUAUUCAGUAUUACAACCAACCUAUAGGGAUAAUAGUAGCUGAUAGCAGACAUUUAGCUGAUAGAGCUGCUAAGAUGGUUCAUGCUACUUAUAAAAAUGUGAAGAAGUCAAUACUUGAUGUAAAAGAAGCAAAGAAAGAUCCGGAUCGGUUGACGCAGUUUGCCUCAAAUGAAGCAACGAAUACUGGCACUGAUAUCGCUAAGACGUUCAAAGGGGAGAACACGAUUUAUUCUCAGUACCAUUUCACAAUGGAGACACUGGUCUGCGUGACUCGACCAGUAGAGGAUGGUGUUGAAGUUCACAGUGCUACUCAGUGGAUGGACGGAACGCAAAUCAUGAUAUCGCGAGCGUUGAACUUAGAUUCAAACAGCAUAGAUGUUUACGUCCGAAGGCUGGGUGGUGCGUAUGGUAUAAAGAUAUCGCGCUCCACCCAACUCGCAAUAGCAAGCAGUCUCGUCGCGGUAAAACUCAACCGUCCCGUAAGAUUCAUACAGGCGCUCACCACAAAUAUGAGAGCAGUGGGAAAAAGAUUACCUUGUUCCACUGACUUCGAGGUGAGUGUGAACAAGUCUGGUGUCAUUCAACACGUGGAUUACAAAUUUUAUUCAGAUCAGGGAUACAAGAUUAAUGAAACUUUCUAUUUGCUUAUGACUGAUUUAUACUACAAUCUUUACGACAGUUCCCGAUGGACCUUCAAAGGAUACAACGUUCUGACUGACACCCAUAAAAACACAUGGUGUAGAGCGCCAGGAACAUUAGAAGCCGUUGCUAUGGCUGAAAAUAUACUUGAACGCAUUUCCUACGAACUAGAUCUUGACCCUGCUGAAGUGCGUAUUGCAAAUGUAGAUACAACAACACAUAACGAUAUAAUAGAAAUGUAUCAGACAUUAAAAUCCAAAUCUGACUUGACGGAAAGAAGAGCUGCAGUACAGAAAUUCAAUACUGAAAACAGAUGGAAGAAACGAGGCUUAAGGGUUGCUUUCAUGAGAUGGACUCCAGUAGGAGGCUUGAUCCUGGACGUGAAUUUAUCAGUGUACCAUGGUGAUGGCACUGUUGCCAUCACCCAUUCUGGAAUAGAAAUGGGUCAAGGAAUAAACACUAAAGCAAUCCAGAUUGCAGCAUAUUUCCUCAAAAUACCCGUUGAAAAAAUUAAAAUUAAAGGCAAUAAUACUAUCAUUGGACCUAAUGCAUUCAUCAGUGGUGGCAGCCUUGCAUCUCAAAAUGUUGGAAUCGGGGUACAAAGAGCAUGUGAAGAAUUAAAUGCUAGGUUGGCGCCAGUGAAAGAAGCAACACCUAACGCGACAUGGGAAGAAAUAAUUACUGCUGCUUAUAAUCAGGGUAUUGAUCUUCAAAGCCAUGGUUUCGUGAAUUCUUCAGACGCUCAGAAUUAUAACAUAUACGGCGUAUGCUUCGCUGAAGUUGAAGUUGAUAUACUGACUGGUGAGCAUGAAGUGCUGAGGGUAGAUUUGUUGGAAGAUGUAGGAAGGACCGUCAACCCUGAAGUAGAUGUUGGUCAGAUUGAAGGCUCGUUCGUAAUGGCCUUGGGAUAUUGGACUUCUGAGAACGUGGUAAGAGAUCUGACGACGGGUGAAAUUCUGACCAACCGUACUUGGAACUAUCACGUGCCACAGGCGAAAGACAUACCUCGUGAUUUUAGGGUAUACUUGAGGAAAAAUUCUUACAGCAACGACACCAUCCUGGGAACCAAAUCUGUUGGCGAACCACCGGCGUGUCUGGCAAACGUAAUAACGUAUGCUCUAAGAGAGGCCAUUACCUCAGCUCGUUACGAUAUGAAAAUACCCAAGACUCAAUACUUCGAAAUUGAUGGAUCUUGGACAUUGGACAAAAUAUGCAUGUAUUCAGAAACAAAAUUUGAGAAUUUUAAGUUUACGUAACUAAUUACAUCCUUAUUUUCAUUAAUUUUAAGAGUUUGUGUACCUUAAUCCUUCAAGCUCCGCGAAUCUAGACACAUAGAUAAUCAAUUGUUAUGACAUUAAUGAAUGCCGCCUGGGACUCAAGCGGUUAAUAGAUAAUAUAAAUAUUUAUAAUACUUCAACUAUGUUGUAUUUAAUCAACCGAGACCUAUAUUUAUGUGGGAUUGUUAGCGGAAGUAUCAAUAAUUUAACACUUCCAUUUUUGAUCGUCCAUAAUUAUACAUAAAAAACCGGCCAAAUGCGGGUCAUGUCACGCACAUUGUAGGGUUCCGUAGUUGCCUGUCGUUACCUCAGAAUAUAUUAAAAGGGCGUCUUUAUUUUCUAACUUAAUUUAUUAUUAUUGACCUCUAAUAUAACCCCUUUUAAGGAAUAACUUGAGUACCUAUCCCAAUCACCCUGUAUUAUACUCGUCAUUAAUUAAGUUUAUGUUCACAACUUUAAAUGUUUCUUCUAAAGAUUUUUAUUAGUUAUGUUAAUACAUAAGUCGAACGAAUCACUCUUAAAACUGAUCUAUAUUUUUCCGUAAAAGUUCAUAAAAACCACACGAUAACAGUCUCCAAGCAAAACCACGGACUUAUGACAUGACGUAACUAUAGGGGUUCCUUGUAAGAACUACGGAACCCUAAAAUGGCACUGUCUUAUUCAAUGUAGUUACCUAAGUAAAUAAUCAAAUACGUGCAUGUAAUCAGCAAGGAAAUUAAGGCAUUUAAAUAAAUAGAAUUGAUACUGUGUGUUUUUUUUAUUAAAACUGUUUGUAAUUAGGGAUGGGUAUUGCAGGGAUUUCCCUUUAUAAUCCAUAUUAAAUGUAUUCUUAUAUCUAUGGAAAUACAAUUAUCGAGUAGGUUUUUGUUUAUAGUUUAUGACUUGUUAAACCGUUAUUAUCUUAAUCUUAGAAAGUAUUUUGAGUGAUAUCAGAUUAAAAA
Molecule: messenger RNA, 4771 nt
Organism: Ostrinia furnacalis (Asian corn borer)
Lineage: Eukaryota; Metazoa; Arthropoda; Insecta; Lepidoptera; Crambidae
Product: xanthine dehydrogenase
Exons: 17
Coding region: 27-3809 (1260 amino acids)
Molecular function (GO): 2 iron, 2 sulfur cluster binding; oxidoreductase activity; FAD binding
Source: RefSeq, a predicted model, not a curated record